Messenger RNA from Acipenser ruthenus (sterlet), 697 nucleotides. Its product is annotated as lectin-like. Bases 119 to 640 code for a protein of 173 amino acids. Gene Ontology annotation, molecular function: signaling receptor activity. NCBI's taxonomy places the organism in Eukaryota, Metazoa, Chordata, Actinopteri, Acipenseriformes, Acipenseridae. The record is from RefSeq and is a predicted model, not a curated record. The transcript is spliced from 6 exons.
UUACAGGAGCACAUCAACUCUAGGCACAGUCGAUGGUAUAAAAGAGCUGUGCACUCAGUCAAACACAUCAUUUCGAAGAGAAGGAAGCAAUCUGCAGUUUCUUCAGGAGCCUGUCAUCAUGUUUCCAGCAGUGGCCUCAGUUGUGGUUUGCAUUGCCCUGGCUCUCAGUGGGGCUGCAGCUCAGGGUGACGACAAGAAAGAAGUGGAGAAGAGGGAAGUGUCAAUGUGCGCGGGUUCCUGUCUGAAAGGAUGGGUCGGUUUCAAUGACCGGUGCUACCAGUAUGUAAAGGACAAGAAGACAUGGGCUGAUGCUGAGCUGUACUGCCUCAGUAUCGGGGGGAAUCUCGCCUCCGUACACAGCGUCGAAGAGAACAAUUUCAUCCAGAACCUGAUCAACAAGAAUGAUGCCUCAGAUGCUUUUACCUGGCUUGGGGGUUCUGACUGCUUCAAGGAGGGGUCAUGGUAUUGGACCGAUGGAUCUAAAUGGGACUACAACAACUGGAACAAGGGAGAACCCAACAACUUAUUUAUUGAAAACUGUCUGCAUAUUCAUUUUGGGGUUCCUGGAGGUUGGAAUGACAAAGCCUGUAAUAAUUUGUAUCCAUCUGUCUGUAUGUAUAAAUAUAAUGAUCCACGCUGAAACAGAAUGUCAGCUUUUUGACAGUUCUGAUUGAUAAAUAAAAUUAAGCAGCAUUCA